UUCCUCGAGAGAGGGCUAGAAAAAGGCCACUUUUCAGGUUUCUGUAUGAUACUGGAGCCAUCCUCGUACAUGACACGUCUUACCUCAUCGUGCUGUAUUUGGUUCAGUUAUUUAAAUAUAUUCUGUCUGAAAUGAUGGUUAGAAUCUAUAUUAUUUUAAUCUUCUAAAUUUAUCCGCCAUAAUGUAGUAUACUUUACUGUCAGCAUUUGACGUUGACAUAAAUCAAAUGUCACAACAGUUUACGUUGUCAACAGUCAGAGAGUUGUAAUUCCGAAGUUCGAAAGCUGAUUGUUUCAAAAUUCUUAACUCUAAGUCGGACCUAGUUACCUACUCUGGAUUUAUUGUUAUUGUUUUGUUUACAUUGGAUGGAUAGUGGAUACAUAAUAUUAUUAUUAACAAUAAAAACGUAUAAUAUUAUAGAAUGUAUAAUAUUUUAUUGAAAAUACUUUAAUUAUAAUCUGUGAAAACUGUAUCUAUUUAUAUCAUAAUUUCACGAAUUUUGUCACAAAUUAAUAUUUUUAGCUAAUUUUCAUAACUCCUCUUCAAACUUCACUUUCAGCAAAAAGGCAGUUGUAAUGCAUUCUAAUAUAUUUUAGUUAUGUCUAUUUAAUAUGAUUUAAUUAUUGGUAUACCAUAAUGAGUUUACAUGACAGGCUCAAACCAUUUCUUAAGAUAUUGAAAAUAGCAUCUUUGUGGGGAAGUGGAGCCCUUAUUAUAGCGUUUCACAUUAAGAAGACACGUAAUACGAUAUAUAAAGUUGUAAAUCCAAGAGUAUUAGAUGCUGAGAAUAAGUUUAGUCCAGAAUACAUAUACAUUGAUGAUCCUUCAUAUGAUGCUGCUAUGAAAGCAGAGCAUGAUACAGAAAACAGACAAUCAGUUGGGUUAUCUAGAAUAUGGAAAAGCCUUAAAUAUUCUCUAGCAUGGAAACUCUUAUGGCUGUGUCGUAAUGGAACUAAAGAGCAGAGAAAUUUAGCAUUAGAACAAUUGGCCGCUUUUAAAAAUAACAAAUGUUGGGACUGUCAUAAACUUGCUCAAGCCCUUGAUAAAGAUACCGCUGUCCUCUUAGCCCGUACCUAUGGGGCUGAUUUGAGGUAUUUUCUACCCCCUCCAAUUCAUAUUCGUUGCUCAGCACUUAAACCUCAACUUGUGUCUUUUAAACUUAAAGAAUGUCUAGUAGCAAUACAGAACAUUAAACCCCACAGCUGCAUACGGGCUUUUCUUGAUAAAUACUUUGUCAAUGUCCAAGAGCAGGCUAUGGAAAUUGAUUUACCAAGCAAACCUGACAGUAUUAGUGAAAAGGAAUUAAUAAUUUUAUGUCUUGAUGCAAUACAUCACCAUCUAUUACUUUUCUAUAAUAAAAAUUAUGAUGAAGAUUUAUCUAGUAAGGCUUUGAUUGAAAAAGAGAUUUUGGCAAUUUUAGCUGAAUUACUCUUGAGAUACCAGCAAGAUUCUGAUAUUGACAUGGCUAUAUUAAAAGUAUUGACAGUUUUGAGCAUUCAUAAGAAUCUUUUGAAUGAUUUUUUUCAACAUGGUCUUAUCAAAGACUUGUCAAGGUUACUUAGGUCGAAUGAGAUCCGACUGGCCAGUUCUGCAGCUGUCACUCUUGCAAAUCUUUCUGGUGAAUACUUCUACAGGCCUGGAUUGUACCUUUUAUAUCCACUUUAUAGAUCUACCACAACUCACACAUGUGAUACUUUGCUGGUGCACGGCUUGCGCGGAGGUGUAUUUGUUACUUGGAGACAAAGGGAUAAGAAAUGUACCCAGCCUCUUGGACUUUUAGAUGUUACAGUUUCUGAUGUCGAUUGUGAUCCAUGUGAGUCAAAGAAAGAAGAACCAACUUAUUAUGAUCCAGAAUUACAGCAAGUCAUGGAUGAUAUAAUGGAAAUGGAAGAAGAAGCUAUGCUCUCAAAUUUUGAGGUUGUUUUGCAUGAUCUUCCAAUAGACGCAAAAAGAGACAGUUUGAUUACUUACUCUUUGACAGCAGACAAAAAGAGAUUGGCAUUAAUACAAGAGGAAGAAGAUAGGUGUAACCAUACACUUUGCUGGCCUAGAGAUUGGUUACCUCAGGAUUGUGAUAAUUUGAGAAUACUUGGAGUAAAUUACUGGAGCACACUUUCAGAUUGGUUGGAACGGUGUCCAUUACAAAAUGCUGAUAUAGCCACAAGAGCUACAGAACUAUUGCCGGCUUUGAUUGAUGCUGAUGUUGGAAAAACCAAUGUUGUAUGGUUAGCACAUUCAAUGGGUGGAUUAAUUGUUAAACAAUUGCUUGUAAAAGCAUCUCAAAGUGAUAAUAAUUUGGAGAAAAGUCUGUGUUUUAACACAAAGGCCUUGUUUUUCUACAGUACACCACACAAAGGAAGCGCCCUUGCUGCAAUGCCAAGAGCUGCUGCAGCUGUAUUUUGGCCAUCUCAUGAUGUUAGGCAAUUACAGGAGAACUCACCAACUUUGCUUGAUAUACAUAAUUCAUUCAUCAAAUAUGCAGACAGUUAUGGUUGGGAAACUAUAAGUUUUGCAGAAACAUUACCUACUUUAGUUACAGCUUUUAAAGUGCCUAUUCACUUUGUUGAGCCUAAUUCAGCAGAUCUUGGUCGAGGAGUGUUUUACCAAUUACCAUUGGAUCACUUAUCUAUAUGCAAGCCGGCUACAAGACAGUCUGUAUUGUACACUUCUGUCUUGGAUGUACUUCAAAGGCUGACAGUUCGAGAAGCCGAAUUUAAUAAUGCAGGCCACUAUUUGACUCGAGUUGCAGACUAUAUUUGGUACUUGUUUAGAAAUAGAACUAAGCAAGUGAUAGAAAUAAUUGAUGAGGCUCAAAAUAUUGAACGACUACAUUGGUUUGAAAAGAUAUUGUUAAAAACAUUUACAGAUGAUUUUAGUGAUUAAUAAAACUUGACUCUUUGUAAGCAAAUUAUGAAACAAUGACUAGUCCUUAUUCAUCUCAAUAAACAAGCUUAUUUAUUAUGA
Molecule: messenger RNA, 2964 nt
Organism: Leptidea sinapis
Lineage: Eukaryota; Metazoa; Arthropoda; Insecta; Lepidoptera; Pieridae
Product: protein SERAC1
Exons: 1
Coding region: 637-2883 (748 amino acids)
Molecular function (GO): protein binding
Source: RefSeq, a predicted model, not a curated record